This is a messenger RNA of Phacochoerus africanus (Common warthog), 1368 nucleotides long. It is a transcript of the gene HIF1AN, whose product is annotated as hypoxia inducible factor 1 subunit alpha inhibitor. Gene Ontology annotation, biological process: negative regulation of Notch signaling pathway; peptidyl-aspartic acid hydroxylation. The record is from RefSeq and is a predicted model, not a curated record. The transcript has 8 exons. Gene Ontology annotation, molecular function: ankyrin repeat binding; peptidyl-histidine dioxygenase activity; [protein]-asparagine 3-dioxygenase activity. Gene Ontology annotation, cellular component: cytoplasm; nucleus. Bases 52 to 1101 code for a protein of 349 amino acids. Lineage: Eukaryota; Metazoa; Chordata; Mammalia; Artiodactyla; Suidae.
CCGGAAUGGGCGGAGCUUCCGGUUCCGGUGGGGCCGGCCCCAGCGGCGGAGAUGGCGGCGACGGCGGCGGAGCUCGCGGCCUCGGGCUCAGGAGAACCCCGGGAAGAGGCUGAAGCCCCGGGCCCCGCCUGGGAUGAGUCCCAGCUGCGCAGUUACAGCUUCCCGACCCGGCCUAUCCCGCGUCUGAGUCAUAGCGACCCCCGGGCGGAGGAGCUUAUCGAGAAUGAGGAGCCUGUGGUGCUGACCGACACAAAUCUUGUAUAUCCUGCCCUAAAAUGGGACCUGGAAUACCUGCAAGAAAAUAUUGGCAACGGAGACUUCUCUGUGUACAGUGCCAGCACCCACAAAUUCUUGUACUACGAUGAGAAGAAGAUGGCUAAUUUCCAGAACUUUAAGCCGAGGUCCAACAGGGAAGAAAUGAAAUUUCAUGAGUUUGUUGAGAAAUUGCAGGAUAUUCAGCGGCGAGGAGGUGAAGAGAGGUUGUAUCUGCAGCAAACACUCAAUGACACUGUGGGCAGGAAGAUUGUCAUGGACUUCUUGGGUUUUAACUGGAACUGGAUUAAUAAGCAACAGGGAAAGCGUGGCUGGGGACAGCUGACCUCUAACCUGCUGCUCAUUGGCAUGGAAGGAAAUGUGACACCUGCUCACUAUGAUGAGCAACAGAACUUCUUUGCUCAGAUAAAAGGCUACAAGCGAUGCAUUUUGUUCCCUCCGGAUCAGUUUGAGUGCCUCUACCCGUAUCCUGUUCAUCACCCAUGUGACAGACAGAGCCAGGUGGACUUUGACAAUCCUGACUACGAGAGGUUCCCCAAUUUCCAGAACGUGGUUGGUUACGAGACAGUGGUUGGCCCUGGUGAUGUUCUUUACAUCCCAAUGUACUGGUGGCAUCACAUAGAGUCAUUACUAAAUGGGGGGAUUACCAUCACUGUGAACUUCUGGUAUAAGGGGGCCCCCACCCCUAAGAGAAUUGAAUAUCCUCUCAAAGCCCAUCAGAAAGUGGCCAUAAUGAGGAACAUUGAGAAGAUGCUUGGAGAGGCCUUGGGGAACCCACAAGAGGUGGGGCCCUUGUUGAACACAAUGAUCAAGGGCCGAUACAACUAGCCUGCCAGGAGUCGAGGCCUCCUGCCAGGUGACUGCUAGCCCGUCCACACCGCUUCAUUGAUGAGGACAGGAGACUCCAAGCGCUAGUAUUGCACGCUGCACUUAAUGGACUGGACUCUUGCCAUGGCCCUGGAGGCAGGUGUUUGGGGCAAGGCAGGGUGGUUGGCACUCCACUCCCAUUCGGAGGGACUUCUUACCCUUGCCGCUGUGCCCCAGCACCUUCCCCCCUGCCCCCUAAAGUCCUGCAUUCAGUGUGUGGAGUCCCCA